Molecule: messenger RNA, 2801 nt
Organism: Anoplopoma fimbria (sablefish)
Lineage: Eukaryota; Metazoa; Chordata; Actinopteri; Perciformes; Anoplopomatidae
Product: nuclear factor 7, brain-like
Exons: 2
Coding region: 1004-2404 (466 amino acids)
Molecular function (GO): protein binding; zinc ion binding
Source: RefSeq, a predicted model, not a curated record
UGGAUGUCUUCAAUAUUAAUCUACAAUGUAGAAAAAAAUAAAAAAAUAAAGAAAGAAAAACCAUUGAAUGAGAAGGUGUGUCCAAACGUUUGACUGGUACUGUAAAUAGAAUCAGGAUUAUAUUUUAUAUUUAAAAUAUGCCUAAAUAUUGUUUCUAGAGCAGCAACAUUUAUGUUUACAACAGCCAAGUCACCAUAUGAAGUCAUUAAUACCUCAGUGGAAACAGAAGUAAAAUAUUAAUUAGGGAAAUAACACUUCUGAGUGAAGUUUAGAGUGAAAAUGAAGAACAAAGACAUCCGUCAGUAUCCGUCGAUCCUCCUGGCUGCUUUGCUUUGCAAGUGGAAGAGCGAACAGAACAACGUGAACUCCAACAGAACCCGUUCAACUGCCUGACUUCACUAUAACAGAAUCCAAAGUUCAACACAAUUAAACUGGAGUUUACACACGUCACCAAACACAAACGCCUCUGGAACAAAGUCUCGCACUCAGGUGAGAAAUACUGGAUUCUUGUCUUAAGGCAACCAGCUGGUCGAUAUAUAACUAAGAGAUAGAUUGUACGAUGUUUGUAGAACACUACACAAAGAACUGUAGAAACUAUCUAAAUUGUACAAAAACAGUUACUGCCGAUGAUUAUGAAGUAUUGCCUUUGUUUUGUAGUCUCUAGUGAAAAGCAGAAUACAUUCCAGGUGGGUUGUGAUUACGUGGUACGAUGCAAAUCGUAGGCCCCUCCCCCAUCAGGGAGCAACACAUCUUGUAAGAAAGAUGAACCUCUGGCGUAUCACAGUUAAUCUUUGAUAAAGUUCCACCCCUCCAAUGACCGAGCUGAGACAAACCAGGAAACACAGUGUGCAAUUCUGUGUAAUUGAAAGAGAAACACAGACGGAGAGACAUUUACCUUCAUUCUCAACGUCCACUGAGAGAGGACAGGUUCAGGAGACAAAGCUGUGAUACUGCGGAUUCAACCUGCUGAUGACUUCACACACUGAAUCAUUUUACAAAAACAAUGGCUUCCAGAUCAGAGGAGGAUCUCUCUUGUUCUGUCUGUCAGGACAUCUUCAAAGAUCCUGUUGUCCUUUCAUGCAGCCACAGCUUCUGUAAAGACUGUCUGAAGAAAUGGUGGAGUGAGAAACAAGAACGUGAGUGUCCAGUUUGUAACAGAAAAUCAUCAAGGGCUGAACCACCUGUUAGUUUGGUGAUAAAGAACCUGUGUGAGUCCUUCUUACGGGAAAGAGAUCAGAGAGCUUCAGAGACUCUCUGCAGUCUGCACUCUGAGAAACUCAAACUCUUCUGUCUGGACCAUCAGCAGCCGGUGUGUGUCGUCUGCAGAGAUUCAAAAACACACAACAACCACAAAUUCAGACCCAUCGAUGAAGUUGCACAAGAUCUCAAAGAGGAGAUCCAGAAAUCCCUGACGCCCUUAAAGGAGAAACUGAAGCUCUUUGAAGAAGUUAAAGAAAACUGUGAUCAAAUAGCAGAACACAUUAAGGUCCAGUCCCAACGCACAGAGAGCCAGAUUCAGGAGCAGUUUAAGAAGCUCCACCUCUUUCUACUAAAGGAAGAGGAGGCCAGGAUCUCUGCUCUGAGGGAGGAAGAGAAGAAGAAGAGUCAGAAGAUGAAGAAGAAGAUUGAGUUUCUGAGCAGAGAGAUAGCAGCUCUUUCAGACACAGUCAGAGCCACAGAGGACGAGCUGAGAGCUGAAGACGUCUCAUUCCUGCAGAACUACAAGGCUGCAGUGGAAAGAGUCCAGCAGCGCCCCCUGCUGGAGGAUCCACAGCUGCUCUCAGGAGCUCUGAUAGACGAGGCCAAACACCUGGGCAACCUGGCCUACAACAUCUGGGACAAGAUGAAGGACAUGGUCUCCUACAGUCCUGUGAUUCUGGAUCCAAACACUGCUCAUCCAGAACUCAUCCUGUUUGAAGAUCUGACCAGUGCGAGACGUGGAGAGAGACAGAAGCUUCCUGAUAAUCCAGAGAGGUUUGAUACCCUUCACCCUGUCCUGGGCUCUGAGGGGUUUAACUCAGGGACUCACAGCUGGGAUGUUGACGUUGGAGACAGUAAAUGCUGGUUUCUGGGUGUGGCGACAGGGUCAGUCAAGAGGAAGGGGAGUUGUUGGACUGGAAUCUGGAGAAUUGGAUUCUGUAGUGGAUAUUAUAAAGUCUUCUUCCCAUCAGCCCAACCGGUCGUUCUCCCAGUGAAAAAGAAGCUCCAGAGGAUCAGAGUUCAUCUGGACUGUGACAGAGGAAAGCUGUCGUUCUUUGAUCCUGACACCAACAUACCCAUAUACACAUUCAUAUCCAAGUUCACUGAGAAGAUGUUUCCAUACCUUAGCAAUAGCAAUAAAGUCCCUAUGAAGAUUUUACCACAGCUGGUAUAUGAUGACGGUGACAGGUAUGGUUGGUGGUAGACACAUACAGCAUUCAAUAUCUUAAAGGGGAGAAUACCAUGUUAUGUAAUCUAAUGUUAUUGUAUUGAUUUAGACUUUAAAUGGAAAAUCAAAUAGGGGAACUGAAAUAGAUUUUUAGUUAAUAUUUCUUUUGUGAUUUGAGUGUGUUGUGUUGAUUUUUUUUGUGAUGCUGGUGAUUAAGAAACUGAUGUCGUGUCUGCUUUUAUUCUCAUUGUAAGUGGUCUAGUAUUGUUUUUAUCAUUUUAAUGAGAUUUCCCCAUUAAGUCACACAUAAGGAGGAGAGAUACUCUAAAGUUUAAGAUUGUUGGCCUUUUUUCAUGCAAGUGAUUUAAAACAUAAGUGUAUUCUAAGUAUAUCCUUUGGUGUAUAAUUUGUAUAUCAAUAAAAUCAUUGAUGU